Molecule: messenger RNA, 417 nt
Organism: Panicum virgatum (switchgrass)
Lineage: Eukaryota; Viridiplantae; Streptophyta; Magnoliopsida; Poales; Poaceae
Product: trigger factor-like
Exons: 1
Coding region: 1-417 (138 amino acids)
Source: RefSeq, a predicted model, not a curated record
AUGCCUAAGAGACAUUGUGAGAAGAGAAGCAAGCUCAAUGAGGAUAGAGUUGCACGAGCAGCUGCUGGAGUGGGUUCAAGUAGUGGUGGCACCGAGGCAGCUGCAAAUGUGUCCGCUUCACAGUCUCUUGCAGCAGCUCCGAGUCAGCAUGAGUUGAGGCCUAGAAGGGCCAAGACAGGGGCACAGCAGAUGGACAUUGACGAGUCAUCCGGCAAUGACAUAGCGGAGGAUGCACCCUACUUGAGAGAUCCUCGUGAUGAUGAGGACACUAUGACAGAUGCAGAUGCAGGUGCAGAUGAUGCUGAUGAUGACGAUAAUGAUGAUGAUAGCGAUGAUGAGUCAGAGGAGAGUGCAGCAGGUAGCUCAGACUUGGAGGGUCCUAUAGUGACCCCAGCUAUUCAGGUUCCUGUCAGGUAG